Messenger RNA from Talaromyces stipitatus ATCC 10500, 630 nucleotides. RefSeq lists its product as uncharacterized. The coding region runs from base 1 to 630 and encodes 209 amino acids. Lineage: Eukaryota; Fungi; Ascomycota; Eurotiomycetes; Eurotiales; Trichocomaceae. The record is from RefSeq and is a predicted model, not a curated record. The transcript is spliced from 2 exons.
AUGGUAUCAUUAUUCAAGCAAGACUAUCUACGUGAACUUAAUGAGACGAAACCCCGAAAUCUGCCACUGAACCAGCUGUUUGUUGGAAAUCCGGGAAAAGGCAAAACUACUGCUCCUGCGUUAUAUGGAAGGAUACUGGUGGAUCUGGGGCUUUUGAGCAAAGGAGAUGGCAAGCUUUUCUAUUAUUUAGGGCUAGAUUGUGGAGCCUGCGGUGCUGUGAAUGUCACUGAUGAGCCUUUCACGUCGAUUUCAGGCGGAAAACCAGUCCGUUUUGAAGAUUUCAGUUUUGCGCGACUGGAGCAAAUCUUACUUUGGAAGAUUAGCCAGCAAGAAACUGCCUGUUCUUCAGAUGCAAUACAAGUUGCCAAAGAUAUGCUGGAGCGAGCUUUGACACGUCCUAACUUUGGGAAUGCUAGUGAGGUUGAAAGGUGUUUGUCCAUAGCGAAGUUGAACUACGAGAAACGGCAAUAUAAAGCUGUUGGUUGCGAGGAUGCAUCACAAGAUGAAGAAUUCUUGCCUGAGGACUUCGAUCUAGAACAUAAACACAGACACAUCAAUUGUCAUGAGCUACUGGCAGAAAAGCUGGACGAUCAAAUCAUUGAGCCAAUUUCCAGUUUCCAUGUUUCCUAA